UUGGUCUCCGCCAUGAAUCCUCCAACGAAGCGGUCUGGCCGUAUUGGCAGCACCAAGUCUAAGACCGGCUGCAAUACCUGCAAGAUCCGGCGUGUUCGCUGUGGGGAAGAAAAACCACAUUGUGUGAGGUGCAUAAGCACAGGUCGACAGUGCCGCUACAGCACUGCUUCCGAACCAAGAACCACACAAUCACCACCCUUACAGUUUACAUUUUCAUCGCACUCAGGGCUGCGAGAAAGACGCGCCUUUGAGUAUUACUUUCAUCGAGCUGGUCCGUCGCUUUCGGGUGUUCUUGAUGUCUCUUUCUGGAAAGGCUCUGUCCUGCAGAUCUGCCGCCUGGAACCUGCGGUCUGGGACGCAGUGAUUUCGCUAAGUACCCUCUAUGAGCGGCCUCCUAUUCAUGAGUCUCCGGCUAUGGAAAUGAUCAAUGGCCCAGCUGUAGUGCGGCAACGCCAUCAUCGGGAGGCGCUUGUUUGGUACUCACGCUCACUCGCUGCUUUCCAACAACGCAUCAACCAAGGCUCUGCGGACUUGAAUGUGUUGUUGAUCAGCUGCAUUCUUUUCAUCGCAAUUGAGCUAUUACAAGGGAACAGGAAAGCAGCUGUCAAUCUUUAUAAACAGGGGUGGCAAAUUAUGCUCGGCGCAAAUUCGACCCCUAUGCUAUCUCCUCUUCUACCGAUAUUCCGCCGGUUGGGAACGUGGGCUCUCAUCGUCGAGGGAGGACCAAAAGAGUGUUGGGCUCUUAAUCCAAUAAAUUCGUACGCUGGAUUUGUGUCCAUCGACGAUGCAAGGAAUGUGUUGUGUGGAAUCGUGGCAGAGAUGAAAAACCUUGAUGACGAUGUAAAGGCCUACUGGAAACAGACGCAUGACGCCCGCCGAAAUCGGUCGCCGGGGCUUGUGGCUCGACAAAAUCACUUGGAAAAGCGCCUUGAAAAUUGGUAUCGCCUGUUUGAUUCUCUAGAGUGCAUGAAAACAUCAAGUCUUCCCGGCGAUGCCGUGACCAACGACGGUGCCGCCGCACUCCUUAUGACCUAUACGGGCGUUUUGAUCGAGAUCAAAACAUGUCUUGAUCCAGAUCAGACAGCAUAUGACGCCUACGAAACCGAGUUCGCUCAGAUCCUUGAUCUUGCACCUGUUGCGAUUGCAUCGACUCGUCUCGUCGAUGAUAAACAGCCCCCUUUCAUGUUUGAGAUGGGCGUGUUUCUUCCUCUUUUCAUCACAGCUCUUAAAUGUCCAUUUCCACAACUUCGUCGCCGGGCUCUUUUUUUCCUGUCGCAAGCUCCGCCGGCGCAGGGACUAUUCAUGUGUGGACCGGCUGCGGAUGCGGUAGCUGUGAUUAUCACCUUGGAGGAGACUCCUACGACGACUCCUCGCAGUGCUGCCGAGGUGAAGCAGCUGCUCGCCCAACCAGGAUGCAUACCGGCAGCCACAGACCGUACAUGCAGUUUCGGCGUCUCGUCGGAACUGGAUGAGAAGGGGAAACCCUUGAACUGGUUGCACUACUCACUACGAUAUUUUGACGGAGAAGGUCGGAUGCAGUUGACGCAGAAGUCAAUACCUUUUCCUGACCUGCGUUCUCCGUCAUGA
Messenger RNA from Penicillium manginii, 1587 nucleotides. Its product is annotated as Zn(II)2Cys6 transcription factor domain-containing protein. Gene Ontology annotation, biological process: regulation of DNA-templated transcription. The record is from RefSeq and is a predicted model, not a curated record. Lineage: Eukaryota; Fungi; Ascomycota; Eurotiomycetes; Eurotiales; Aspergillaceae. Gene Ontology annotation, molecular function: DNA-binding transcription factor activity, RNA polymerase II-specific; zinc ion binding. The transcript is spliced from 2 exons.